UCUGCAGCGAGCGCUGCAGCCACAAGCCGGGGCUCCUCCGCCGCCGCCGCCGCCGCCGCCGCCACAGCAGCAGCCACUUAGCCUAAGCCGCCUCGCGCUCCUGCCUUCCGUCCGCGCUCCGAAGAAGCCGCGGUAGCUAUUGGCCGAAGCCGGGCCACAGCGACCCCCGCUGGGCCCGGACAGCAGUGACCAAAAGUAAGCCGAGACCCCCGGCUGCCGCUCCAAGGUUGGGAACCUUGGACAGCGACCCUCAGAAGUCUCAACCUAGGGCCCAGGUGCGGGCCACGUGGCCCUCCGCGGGGCCAAAGCAGCCAUGGCCAAGCAGCCCCCUAAGGCGCACGGUUUGCAAACCGAGGACUCUCUCAUCGAAGGAGUCAGUGACCAGGUGCUCGUGGCCGUACUGCUUGGUUUUGCUUUCCUGGCUGUCGUGGGUUAUGCCCUUCUAAGAAAUGCCCAGCAGCACAUCCACCCCAACAACCGGGAGCUAGUCAGGGUGCUGAGAGAACAACUCCACAGGGAGCAAGAUCCUCCGGCCCCUCGACCUCAGUUCUACACGGACCUGUCCUGCCCCAUCUGUUUACAUCAUGCCUCUCUUCCCAUCGAAACCAACUGUGGCCACCUCUUCUGCGGCAACUGCCUUAUUGCUUACUGGCGUUAUGGUUCGUGGCUCGGGAUGGUCAGUUGUCCCAUCUGUCGACAAACUGUGACUUUGCUAUUUCCUGUGUUUGCUGAAGAUGUCCAUUCUGUCGAUGCCCGGCGUUUACAUCAAGAUAUUCAUGACUACAACCGACGGUUCUCGGGACAGCCCCGGUCUGUUAUGGACAGACUUUUGGAUCUCCCCACUCUGCUAAGGCAUGCAUUCCGGGAACUGUUUUCGGUGGGCGGACUUUUCUGGAUGUUUCGCAUCAGGAUUGUCCUGUGUUUAGUGGGAGCCUUUUUCUACCUGAUAUCACCUUUGGAUUUGGUUCCCGAAGGCUUGUUUGGGAUUCUGGGGUUUCUGGACGAUUUCUUUGUCAUCUUUCUCUUGCUUAUUUACAUCUCUAUCAUGUAUAGGGAGGUAAUAACACAAAGGUUGAACAGAUGAAAUAAAGGUUGGAGGAGGAGGUUGUUUGUUGUUGUCAUAUGUGUCCUUAGAAAGAACCACUUGAAUAUCAUUUAAAAGGUUCACAAUACUAAUGUUAUUAGCUGGUGUUUGUAUAGAUGUUGAAUGUUUGCAAAGUGCUUUGUAAAUGUUAUCUCAUUUGAUCCUCACGAGCAGCUUGGGAAAUAGGUGCUAUUGUUAUUGCCCCCUUUUACUGAUGAGAAAAUUGAGGUAGGCAGAGGUGAAGUGACUAGCUGGAAGUCACAGAUAGGAAGUGUCUGAGGCCAGAUUUGAAUUUAGGACUUCGUGACUCCAGGUCUGGUGCUCACCAUAUUAAUUAAUGAUAGCUAUAUUGCUUUAAGGUUUGCAAAGUGCUUUAUAUAUCAUAUAUUUUGACCCUCACAACAACCCUGGAAAGUCGGUGCUAUCAUAAUCUCCAUUUUGCAAAGAACAAACAGAGAACGACUAAAGGACUUACCUGGAAUUACAGAGCUAGGAAGAGUCAGCAAUUGGAUUUGAAAUCAGGUUUUCCUGACUCCAAGUUUAGCACUCUAUCCACUAUGCUACCAAAUUGGAUAAACAUCCAGUAAAACAUAAUGGCAAUGACAUUUAACACGUUGAUGGAUCCAAUACUAAUGUUAGAUUAAUAACUACAGCUAGGUGCAUUUGUUCACUGGUUACAAGAUAGGCUUCUUUGAAAUUAAUUUUAAAGAAAAAGGGAUGUUUUGGUGGUAUCUUGACUUUACCUAGCCCCCAAACUACUCCAAUUAGCAAGACUUUAGGAUUAUGAGAGGCAGGAGGGGACUUGAAAGGUCAUCUAGUCCCAAUGACUCAUUUGACAGAUGUAGAAACAGACCAUGAGAGGAGACUUGCUCAAGGUCAUACAGAUAGGAGGUGGCAGAGCCUGGGCUCAAAUACAAAUCCAGUGUGACUCCAAAUACAACAUGAUUCCACUGCAAGAUUGUAUCAGUUAUCCACUACUUAUUGUAUUUAUGUCUCUUCAAUGGAAACCUAUGU
Molecule: messenger RNA, 2098 nt
Organism: Dromiciops gliroides (monito del monte)
Lineage: Eukaryota; Metazoa; Chordata; Mammalia; Microbiotheria; Microbiotheriidae
Product: E3 ubiquitin-protein ligase RNF170-like
Exons: 1
Coding region: 314-1084 (256 amino acids)
Molecular function (GO): ubiquitin protein ligase activity
Source: RefSeq, a predicted model, not a curated record